AUGUCUGCGUUCUCCGAGGCGGCCCUGGAGAAAAAGCUGUCGGAGCUGAGUAACUCCCAGCAGAGUGUGCAGACCUUGUCCCUGUGGCUGAUCCACCAUAGAAAGCACUCCAGGGUCAUUGUCGCCGUGUGGGAUAGGGAGCUGCGGAAAGCAAAGCCUAGUAGAAAGUUGACAUUUCUGUACCUGGCAAAUGAUGUGAUUCAAAACAGCAAGAGAAAAGGGCCUGAAUUUACAAAAGAUUUUGCACCUGUUAUUGUGGAUGCAUUUAAACAUGUUGCAAGUGAAACGGAUGAGAGCUGUAAGAAGCAUUUGGCUAGGGUCCUCUCUAUAUGGGAAGAGAGGGCUGUGUAUGAAAACAACAUACUGGAUCAACUGAAGACCGCUUUAUAUGGUGAGAAAAAAAAUAAAAAGCGACCGUAUGAAGAAAUAAAAGUAAACAAAGAUGAUGAUGACGAUGAUGAGGAUGACGAUAAUGCUUCUUCAAAAACUACAGAUCUUAUACGAGCGCUGCAGGAACUGGAAAAUGCAGCUUCUGGAGAUGCAGCUGUGCAUCAGAGGAUAAGCUCACUGCCAAUAGAAGUACAAGAUGUGUCACUUCUAAACAAGAUUACUGAUAAAGCUUCGGGAGAUCAACUUGCAAAGAUGGUGGAUGAUGCUUGCAUGCUGCUUGCAGAUUAUAAUGGCAGACUAGCAGCAGAAAUAGAUGACCGUAAACAACUGACCAAAAUGCUGUCAGAUUUCUUGCGAUGUCAGAAGGAGGUACUCGAUGAGAAGGAACACCAACUAGAAGUGCGUACUUUUUUGCAUUUUUUUUUUUUUUUUUUUUUCAUUUCUCUAAGACUACUUUCACACUGA
Messenger RNA from Staurois parvus, 855 nucleotides. Lineage: Eukaryota; Metazoa; Chordata; Amphibia; Anura; Ranidae. The record is from the annotation of a GenBank genome assembly.